AUGUUACCAAGUGGAGCUGUCGGAAAGAAAUUUGUCAUUGAAACAACCAAAUGGAUUGAAUAUUGGAACCAUGAUGCCGUCGAUUUCAAAGACAUUGCCUUAAAAGUUCUUAUGGUAAUGCCAGCUUUACUUCUCCAGAAGCCAACGUUUAAGUCAAUAUCUAAGGAACACUCGCAGUGCCUAACAAGGCACUUGAAGCAAUGGGAAGCUGGUGACUUUGAUGCCGCCUGCUGUGUGAAACUCGUACAAUUCAAGGCCGAAAAUUGCCAACUAAUUCAAAGCCUUUGAACGAUGAACGUUUAGCCAAAACCUUCUCCAAACUUACGUUUGAAGGAAAGAUAAAUGCAGCAAUAAAGCUUUUGGAUCAACAUGAUAGUAGUGGUGUAGUUACAUUAUCCCAAAGCACAAUAAAUGAAUUGAAAGGAAAACAUCCAAAUGCGAAUGAUGCUGACCCUUCAAUUCUCAUGGAUGGCCCAUUACCUCUUGUGGAUCCUGUUAUGUUUCAAAAUAUAACAGAGUCGACUACUAUUAUGAAAUCAACUUUGCGCACAAGAGG
Paramuricea clavata is the source of this 556-nucleotide messenger RNA. NCBI's taxonomy places the organism in Eukaryota, Metazoa, Cnidaria, Anthozoa, Malacalcyonacea, Plexauridae. The record is from the annotation of a GenBank genome assembly.